AUGUUAUUACAAAGCUUGCAAGUCUUUGGAAAUUUGGUGGAAGCGGUUGUCAGCCUGUUUUUGGACCACGAGAAAAUUACUAAAGCACUAGACAAAAGCAAGGGCACAAUUCGUAUCAAAACCUACUUCUCUCAAGAAGCCUUGAUAGUCACUUGUGACCCAGAAAAUGUGCACUACAUCAUGACAUCAAACUUUUCAAGAUAUCACAAAGGGCCGGAAUGGAGAAAGAGAUUAGAUAUUUUUGGAGAUCAUGGUGUUUUCAAUUCUGAUUUUGAAGAAUGGAAGUCCCAGAUCAAAACGAUUCGUGAUUUUUUAAGCCACAAGAAGUUUCAUCAACUCACAGAAAAAACGAUUCCUGGUAUAAUAAAGAACCAGCUAGUUCCAGUUCUUGAGCAUAUCUCAAAACAAAAUGCAGCGGUGGAUUUGCAGGAUUUGUUCAAAAGGUAUACGUUUGACUUUGCUAGCAUCAUCUCCACUGGUUUCAACCCCAAGACUCUCUGUAUUGAAUUCCCAGAAAUUCCUUUUUCAAAUGCAAUGGAUGAUGCCUGCGAAGCAAUAUUUUAUCGGCAUAUUAUGCCGGAAAGCUGGUGGAAACUUCAAAGGUGGCUUGGAAUUGGGAAAGAAAGAAAGUAUAGUAAUAGUAUUAAAACAGUAGAUGAGUUUGCGAUGAAGCAAAUUUCGAUUCGACGAGCAAUACUUAGCAAAUCAAUGAAAAUAAUGGAGGUAGAGGAAGAAGAAAGUUUCAAUCUUUUGAAUCUCUACUUUAGUGGGCAUGAGAUCUCUGGAGCAGCACUUACUGAUGAGAAAAUUAUUAAAGACAACUUGAUUGGAUUUAUUUUUGCAACUGAAGAUACAAGUAGGACAGCUCUCUCUUGGUUCUUCUGGUUGAUCUCGCAAAAUCCAUCAGUUGAGAUGAAGAUCAGAGAAGAACUGAGAAGAAACUUGCCACAGGAAGAAGACAAAGAAGGGAGAGUAUUCUGGCACUUGGAUGAGUUAAAUAGGCUUGUUUAUCUGCACGCAGCUUUAUGUGAAAGCCUAAGGCUAUUCCCACCUGCUCCUUUUGAAAUCAGGACCCCAAUGCAUGAAGAUAGCCUUCCUAGCGGCCAAAAUGUGAAUCCAAACACACCGGUUAUAGUGUGUUCGUAUGCUAUGGGGAGAAUGGCAUGGAUUUGGGGAGAUGAUUGUGAAGAAUUCAAGCCAGAAAGAUGGAUCACUGAAGAUGGAGGGAUUAAACAUUACCCGCAACACAAGUUUUUAGCAUUCAAUGCAAGGCCAAGGGUAUGCCUUGGCAAGACUGUUGCAUUUGCUCUAAUGAAGGCCGUUGCAGCCACCGUAAUCCAUAACUUUGAAGUUCAAGUGCUGAAAAACCACCGCAUGAAACCUAAGCUUAGUAUCAGUUUAGGGAUGAAGAAUGGAUUAUUUGCUAAGGUUAAGAGUAGAUUAAAAUGA
Messenger RNA from Mangifera indica (mango), 1449 nucleotides. RefSeq names its product alkane hydroxylase MAH1-like. Bases 1 to 1449 code for a protein of 482 amino acids. Gene Ontology annotation, molecular function: heme binding; iron ion binding; monooxygenase activity. Lineage: Eukaryota; Viridiplantae; Streptophyta; Magnoliopsida; Sapindales; Anacardiaceae. The record is from RefSeq and is a predicted model, not a curated record. The transcript has a single exon.